AUCGAAUAGUUCAAAUAUCUACGCUCAAUUCGAACUAACCUGUCACAAUCAGACAAAGUCAUGUACAUCUCACAGAACUUAUUUUAUACAUUGAUUUUAAUUCGUUUUAUAAGCUGCAUAGCAAACGAUGCUAAUGAAAUGUCCGCUUAUUACAACGAAUCGAGCAAAAUACUGGGCGAUCAAAACAUUUUUAACGACCUAACGAAACGAUCCGCCAACGAUAUAACUCUAAACCAACUGAAGACCUUGCUGGAGAAGAAACUGAGAAGCAACAAAAGAACCAUAAGAGAAAACAAGGCGGAAAAUUCGACCAGUACCACAAGUACCGCCAGUACUAAGCCGGCUGCCGUGUGGCAGGAAUGGACCGCUUGGUCCAGUUGCAGCGUGACCUGCGGCAAGGGCAGGCACAUCCGCUGGAGGCACUGCAAAGAGAAUUGCUCCGAAGCGGAGACGGAAAUGGAGGAGAAGAGCUGCCAGUUGCCGGCCUGUCCGCAGAAGUUGUUCGGUUUAAUAAAAUUGUAAAGCGUUUAUUUCAUACAAAAUUAAUUAUAACUACUCAGUAGUCGAUAGGAGUAAGUUGCUUCGAGCGCGAUUUAAGGUAUGUUGUUCUCCGUUAUUUCAUCGAAAUCGGAGAGUUUCCUCGCCGAUUGCGAGCUAUCCCAGUUCUUCCACGUCUGCACCUCCUCGAACAGCCUCUUUCCGGGACUCUCGAUGCAACUGCACUGGCAAUGGGCGAGCAAUUUGUAAUUCUCGUCCACGGAGCCUCUUUUGACGCCCGCCUCGAUCACAUUUUUCGCCAUUUGCAGCGAGCUGUCGGGCGGCAGGUGGUGCAGGAAGCAGCCUAUGAAGGCGAUUCCCAAGGAUUUCGCGUUGUAGCUUCUCGUGUGCGAGCCCACCACUCCCCAGCCGCGUCCUUCGUACACCAAACCGUCGGAUCCGAUCAGGAAAUUAUAGGCGAUGUCCUUCCACUUCCUGCUCUCGAUGUGGAAGGUUUGGAUCAGGCGCACUAAGAGGGUGUUAUCGGCUUGGGUGAAGCCCUCUUCGGUCGCUGUGUGACCUGUAAAUUGAAUAGAUUAACGUUUCCAGAUCCAAUGAAGAUGUAAAGGGUACUUGAUGAAUCAUAAUACUUACAUAUUAUAACGUAUUCUGCUGGUGCUUCUAAAUGUUCUUUCACGCCUAAAGGCGGUUGAGCUAGCCAGUUCAUUCUGUUGACUUGUACUACUUGGGACUCUGGUUCUAUGUAGGGUUCGGGAGAAUUUUUGUCGAUGUAAGAGGAAUUGCUGUUGAUUAUAACUGGACCGUGGAUGUAUGUGACGUCUCCCACGUGGACUUUCUUGGAUUUGUAGAUGUUUAUGUUGUCGUAUUUCUGUCGAGGGGUCUCUUUGAUGAUGUACGAACCACCAUUCGAGUCCU
Messenger RNA from Phyllotreta striolata, 1413 nucleotides. NCBI's taxonomy places the organism in Eukaryota, Metazoa, Arthropoda, Insecta, Coleoptera, Chrysomelidae. The record is from the annotation of a GenBank genome assembly.